UAGUAUACCUGCGCCCCGCCUGGCUCCGGAUCCCCCACGCCCCUUGGCCCGUUCGGCUCUCAGGCUAUUCCCGUCGCAGGAGCCGCGCGAUCUAGGGUUCACAGCCGCCGUCCAGAUGUCAUAUGGGGCAUCCGUCGACGACCUCAAACUCCUUCCGCUGCUCCCUCCGCGGCCACUUCGCCACUGUCUUUGGCCACGACGCGCGCGAGGUGUCCGCCCGCCUCGCCGUCGUUGGCCAUUGCCACCACGCCGCCAUCGCCCGCCUCCACGGCAGGAGGAGGUGAAGCAGGAGCGGUGCCCGGCGACGUUCGCGGUGACGAUACUGGCCGCGAUGUGCUUUGCCGCCUCCUUCUCGGACAACUUCAACUCCCCCUCCCCCACCACCUCCGUCAAGAUCUUGAACAUAAACUGGUUCCAGAAGGAGGCCAACGGCAACGACGAGGGAAGCAUUCUAAAAGGCAAGGACUUCAACUUGGCAAUGCACUAUCAUAUCAUGCCAAAGACUGGCAAGAUGUUUGCAGACAAGAUAGUCAUGAUAGGUUAUCGGCUUCCUAAGCAGUACAGAUAGUCAGAUAGAUCCUGAGCAGCAGCUUGAUGGUCCCUGUGCUAUGCAAGGGUCAUUACUGGGAGCAGAGACGUGCAAAUUUUAGUAGCAGUGUGCUAGAUACUGAGCUUUUUGUUCUAAUCUUAGCCGAACAUGUGAUGAGCAACUUUAGUCGAUACCAGGCGAAACAAAACUAACAUGGUUGAUGAGAUAUGUACUUUUCGACGUUGGUUCGUCAGUUAAAAGUUGAGACAGAAUUUGAUGGAAACAAAUUUCUGGAGCCCUUGGGUUGCAAAGCACACUGAUACCCUGUUUGU
Molecule: messenger RNA, 861 nt
Organism: Phragmites australis (common reed)
Lineage: Eukaryota; Viridiplantae; Streptophyta; Magnoliopsida; Poales; Poaceae
Product: signal peptidase complex subunit 3B-like
Exons: 3
Coding region: 116-568 (150 amino acids)
Biological process (GO): protein targeting to ER
Cellular component (GO): signal peptidase complex; membrane
Source: RefSeq, a predicted model, not a curated record